AUGCGGCUCCUUAAAGCCAGUGUGGACACAUUCCAAUUGAUUGACAGAUUGAGAACAAAAAAAUCACCCAAUUGGCAAGGAAUAAACAAGUUGGCUAUUUUUAGCCUCUUUAUAAAGGGAGCAGCUAAUCCAGUGACUAGAAAGUUAGAGGAAUUGAGACCAGUAGACUACAAGUCCGGCGCCGUGACCACUCUGCCGCCCUAUCUCCUGCGUAAGAUAAAUUUGUUAUCCUUGGGAUUAAGUAAUUUCCCAGAGAUCGAUGAAUUAUUACAACCAGAUGUGACAACAAGAUUAGCUGGUGAGGUCCCAUCCACUCUUGCAUGUGAAGACAUUCCAGAAGCACAUAAAUUUCAUUCUGGUAAAGUGACUGAAUAUUCUUUUCCGGCAGGAAAGGUCAAUGAUAACUGGAAUCAUCUUAAGACAAACUUAGGGCAACGUUUAGCACUUCAGUUUAGCACGCCAGUACCCUGCGCGGCGGCGCGCCUGCGAGAAAUGCAAUAUAACAAAAUCAAGGACAUAUCACGACUCAACAGCCCAACUUUAAAACAUGUGAAAGACUUGUUAUUAGGAAAUAAUGACAUCAAAGAACUGCAAACCGACAUCUUUCAGAAGUUACCCGUCACAUACACUUUGGAUUUGUCCUUCAAUAAUCUCCACUUCAUACCACAUGAUGCGUUUUCUGGGUGCAAACAGUUAUCUCGGUUGACGUUAAGUUACAAUUACAUCUCAGAAAUCAGCCGCCGCUCAUUCGCUGGGCUCAAAAAUCUGCGCAUGUUGUCGCUCGUAAACAACAGUCUGGCUUUCAUUCCUGAAAACACUUUUGCUGACACUCCGUUACAAAUUUUGUUCCUUCACGGAAACAGAAUCAAAGAUGUUGAUAGCAACGGUUUUCGAGGCCUCAGUGACCUUAAAUCGAUGACACUAUUUGACAAUCCCCUAAAAUUUCUUCCAAGACAGAUGUUCAUGGGAAUUAAUACAAAUGCUACAUUGGCUGUUUCAUGUAAAAACCUUCGAAAGAUUCCACGAGGGAAGUAUACUUUUCCUUUAAUCGAAUGUGCUCCGUCGGCUACCUUCCACGUAUUCUUCUGCAAUGAUGAAAUUGGGUUUGUAAUGAGGGGACUCGUAGGUUUUAUGUGCCGAAAAUACAGGCACGGUCCUUUACGCAGGUGCUAUAACUGCAGUUUUUGCUCGGUGGGUACCUAUUAUCCGACAGUUGACUCACACACCAAUUGUUUAAAGUGUCCCGCAGGAGGCUUUUAUCAAGAUGAGAUGGGUCAAUAUGGAUGCAAGAUUUGCAGCACGGGUACCUAUGUUCCUGAGGAACAGCAUCCUGGAAAAAGUCCUAAUGACUGUCGCGCAUGCCCAUACGGUACUAGAACUAAUGAAACCGCUGGUUACCGUGCAUGUCGAUGCCUCCAUAAAUUCUACCGCUUGAAUCGUUUUGGUCCCUGCAAAUCGUGUCCAUAUCAUGGAAUGAACUGUGAGGAUGAUACGGCAAUAUUAGCACCAAAUUACUUUUGGAAAUGGAACAGCUCCGAAAAAAUGGAAUUUUAUACAAGUUUCGUCCACAACAUUCAUAUUACCACAGCUAAAUACAAUAAAACCUUCUCCAUUUUUGAAGGACAGUUGCCAAAGCCUCUGAAGUGCCCUUAUCCAGACUCAUGUAAGGGCGGAAUAAACUCAAAGUGUAACACUGGCUACCAGGGUACCCUCUGUGCGGCAUGUUCCUCGUACCAUUAUCUUAGAUUCAACAGAUGUUUAAAAUGUCCUAAGUUAGUGGUCACAGUCAUUUCUUGUGGUCUGAUACUUUUGUUCUUUGUCCUGCUGUUUGUGAUUGUUUUCAUGGGCGACUCAAGACGAGCAGGAGACAAUCGUUUUGUUGCAGAUGUCGUUAUGUCAUGCACUAAGAUCGUUAUUGGAUUCUACCAAGUUCUUGCUGGUAUUUUCUCAGCUUUGCUGCAUGUACAGUGGCCAAUAGUUCUUUUAUCUACGGCGAAAUACUUGAAGUUUGUUGAAGGAAAUAUUUUACAGUUCGCACCUCUGAGUUGCAUUCACCCUGUGCUCCGCUUGGACCCAUUUAUUCAAUUUGUCCUCGCUGUUACUAUAAACGUCUUUGCUGUCUCUUCAAUACUGCUUUACCUCUUCUUUAAAAUGCUUCUCCUUAACAGGAUGGAGAAUUCCACGGAUGAAAACAAUUCCACUUUUAUAGCGGGAAACACCUUACAAAGAAUGGAGGAUACCACAGCAGAAAAUGCCUUAUAUGGAAUUGAGAAUUCCAUGCUAGAGAGUACUUCGGAGUAUUCAACGCGGGAUUCCAAACGGGAAAAACUCUCAAAGCUGAAGAAGUCUUGCUAUCGAAACAUCUUUUUAUUUCUCCUGUUGUCUUAUCCAAUAACAAGUAAGAAGAUUAUAAACAUUCUGCCCCUGCCAGGAGCGUGUGUCAAGGUGUGUUUCUUGAAUGAUGACAGCGAUUGUAUUUCUCUACUGAAGGCCGACUAUUCCAUUCGCUGUUCUACCUCUCGACACACUGACUUUUGGCACAUCGCUGCUGGGUUUGCAUUGUAUCCCAUCGCCUUCCCAAUUCUGCUGCUGGCGCUCCUUUGGAAAUGUCGAAAAUACCCACAAAAACACAAACAGUUUAACUUUGGCUUGAAAGUGUUCUAUGAAAACUAUAAGGACAAGUAUUGGUUCUGGGAGAUAGUUGAGAUGUACCGGAAGCUGAUCUUUAUUUCAGUCAUUCUUCUGUUCGACUCCGAAGGUGAUUCUCAAAUUGGCUUCGCUGUGAUCGCAGCAAGUGCAUCAGGAAUUGUAUACACCAUCUUUCGACCGAUGAAAGACAAGUUUGAAGAUCGACUACAAACAUUUGUGCUUUGGGUAAUAUUCUUUAAUGUCUGUCUUGGUGCAGUUUAUUCACGGCCCACCUUGAACGAGGGGCAUGGAGACAACAAUUCGUUAUUUGUAAAUGUGAUGUUUUUGAUUCUCAACUGUGCCGUGUUGGGUGUGGCAGUUGGAAAGGGUCUUCUCCAUUUGAUGCAUGGCUGUCGACACCAAAGAGACCCUGAUUAUGAGGUCCUGGAGCCAAUCUUGGGGGAGGAAGACCAUACUGCAGAGUAA
Messenger RNA from Pocillopora verrucosa, 3114 nucleotides. The record is from RefSeq and is a predicted model, not a curated record. NCBI's taxonomy places the organism in Eukaryota, Metazoa, Cnidaria, Anthozoa, Scleractinia, Pocilloporidae.